Molecule: messenger RNA, 397 nt
Organism: Staurois parvus
Lineage: Eukaryota; Metazoa; Chordata; Amphibia; Anura; Ranidae
Source: the annotation of a GenBank genome assembly
CAGCAGCAAUGGGAGGCCAUACAGCACCCUAUGACAAAAUGGAACCCACCAGCAGUGUGAGGAGACCUGAAAGUGGCACAUGGCAGAGUGUGGCGAUGGAGACAGCAGCAAUGGGAGGCCGUACAGGGACCCAUGACACACUCUGGACCUGGCAGCAGCAUGAGGAGGCGGUACAGGGGCCCAUGACAGAUUACGGGCCUGGCAGCAGCAUGAGGAGUCGGCGGUACAGGGGCCCAUGGCAGAGUGGCGGAGCGUAAGCAGCUAAAAUUGAAGGCCAUACAGAGGCCUAUGUUAAAAAGUCCCCCCCAGCAGCAGCGUGGGGAGACGACUAUCAAGAGUCCAAUGGCAGAGUGGCGGAGCAGAAGCAGCUUCAAUUGAAGGCCAUACACAGGCCUAG